Tympanuchus pallidicinctus (lesser prairie-chicken) is the source of this 5016-nucleotide messenger RNA. It is a transcript of the gene FHIP1A, whose product is annotated as FHF complex subunit HOOK interacting protein 1A. The transcript is spliced from 14 exons. Bases 511 to 3525 code for a protein of 1004 amino acids. Lineage: Eukaryota; Metazoa; Chordata; Aves; Galliformes; Phasianidae. The record is from RefSeq and is a predicted model, not a curated record.
UUACCUGUGCGGCCGUGUCCUGACGGCUGCUGUGGCGGAGACUGAGCGGAGUCCGCCGAGCCGCUCCCGGGGGAAACUUUCCGCCGCCGUGGCAGGCUCUACAAAGAGUAGAGGAGCUGGUACCUUGACUCGUUAUGAUAGAAGAUGUCAGAAUUUCACCCUGGUUGAAGACUGUCUAGAGGAGCUGACUGUGGUUUCAGAUUGAUGACCUAGGGAUAUGAACUUGCAGCUCCUUCCUCCUGGGUCUUUGCAACAGUACCUGCAGUGGUAGUAUGCUCUUGAGUUCCAGGAGAAUUGCUUGUGUACAAAUGAUGGCAAUGGAUGAACAUGCCCUGUGGUGUAUCAGGAGCCCUCCUUAAGAAGGUCAAAGUCUCCUUCAGAGUCCUGUGGAUACCGAAGCUCAAAAAGGGAUAUUGAUCUCUUCAUGAUGCUUGGACACCUUUCACUACCAACAGGAUUUUCAAAGGAAAUUCAGCAUGGCCUAGUGGAUUGACCUUUGGAAACUUUAUAAUGUCCUCUGGAACUAGUAUCAGAAAAAAUCAGCAGGGUCUGAGCCUGCAGGGGGUUGACCCAGAAACCUGUAUGAUAGUGUUUACAACACACUGGGCACAGGUUCUAAAAAUCUUAGAGAAACAUGAUCCUUUGAAAAAUACUCAGGCCAAGUAUGGUGCAGUUUCACCUGAUGAAGCCAGCACUGUUCAGAAUUACGUGGAGCACAUGCUUUUCUUACUCAUUGAGGAGCAAGCAAAGGAUGCUUCCAUGGGACCCAUUCUAGAGUUUGUGGUCUCAGAAAACAUAAUGGAGAAGCUUUUUCUUUGGAGCCUGCGGCGAGAGUUCACUGAUGAGACAAAAAUUGAGCAACUCAAAAUGUAUGAAAUGCUGGUAACCCAGUCUCAUCAGCCUUUGCUACAUCACAAGCCCAUCUUGAAGCCUUUGAUGAUGUUGCUGAGUUCCUGCUCAGGAACAGCUACUCCAACAGUGGAAACAGAGCUAGUUGUCCUCCUGAAUCAGCUCUGUUCUAUAAUAGCCAAAGAUCCUUCCAUUCUAGAACUGUUUUUCCACACCAGUGAGGACCAAGGAGCUGCCAAUUUCCUCAUAUUUUCCCUUCUGAUUCCCUUCAUUCAUCGAGAAGGAAGAGUAGGCCAACAGGCUCGUGACGCACUGCUCUUCAUUAUGUCCCUGUCAGCAGAAAACAACGUUGUUGCAAACCACAUAGCAGAAAACACUUAUUUUUGCCCAGUGCUGGCAACAGGGCUAAGUGGCCUCUAUUCAUCUUUGCCUACCAAGUUGGAAGAAAAAGGAGAAGAGUGGCACUGCCUGCUGAAAGAUGACUGGCUCUUGUCACCUGCCCUUGUGCAAUUCAUGAAUUCUCUUGAAUUUUGCAAUGCUGUGAUACAGGUGGCGCAUCCCUUGAUACGUAACCAGCUGGUGAAUUACAUUUAUAAUGGAUUUUUAGUGCCAGUAAUGGCUCCUGCACUCCAUAAGGUGACGGUGGAAGAAGUGAUGGCCACUACUGCGUAUCUGGAUCUCUUUCUGCGUAGCGUUUCAGAGCCAGCCCUCCUUAAGAUUUUCCUCCGUUUUAUUCUGCUGCACCGACAUGAGAACGUGCACAUCCUAGAUACACUUACUAGCCGCAUCAACACGCCAUUCCGGCUCUGUGUGGUCUCCUUAGCAUUGUUCAGAACGCUCAUUGGCUUGCACUGUGAAGAUGUGAUGUUGCAGCUAGUUUUAAGGUAUCUGAUCCCAUGUAACCACAUGAUGUUGAGCCAGCGAAGGGCUGUGAAAGAGAGAGAUUGUUACUCCGUAUCUGCUGCAAAACUGCUUGCCCUGACACCGGUCUGCUGCUCCACUGGGAUCACCUUGGCUCUAGAAAGCCAAGGAAAAGAUUAUAUUCUCUGGACAAAAGCAGCUCAAACUAAAGGUUCUGUUAGAGGCAUUUCUGAAUCCGCCUGCAUCGUGGAAUUUGGAAGAGCUGUGGAUAUCAGCUACCUGCAGUACCUGGGAGAAGCUCAAGAAGCCAUCCUCCAGUGUCUGAAAGAUUGUAAGGUCUGGUCUGCUUUAUACGAUGGAGUAAAUCCUGAUCCCGAGACCUUUAUCCAAGCGCUUGCUGAGGAGAACAGUACAGAUGUGGAACACCCCAUGUUUCGUCUCCAGCAAAGGACACCCAGCUUGUGUAGCUCCUCUCAAACAGCACCAGCGGGCGAGAAGACGCAGUUGGAGCUGGAAUGGGAUGAUAGCUACGACACAGGGAUUUCUCCUGGCUCUGAUGUGAGCUCGCUCCAGCAGUAUGAUGAUCUGGGAAAUACAGAGACGCAGAUGCCCGCAGUGCCACCGAAACAUAUUCAGGAGAUGAAAAAAAAUGCUAUCAUGCUUGUCAAAGGUUCUUACAUAGAGGAUUCAGACUUUCAGGAUGAUGUUAUGGUUUACAGAUUAUGUGCCCAGAAGGAUAUACAGGAUGAUGACAGCUCCAAGGAGAAAACUUCAAAUGCGUCCAGAGAACAUCAGGUCCAAAGCCAGACUGUUGUCAAUGGGCCUCUCUCUAACAGCCAGCUGGAAGUGGGCGUGGAUGAGCAGAGUGAAAAAAAAUCAAGCUUGUCUCAAAGUGUAAUGAAAGAACAAAUAAACCAGAAAGUGGUGGAGACUGAUCCACAGCCUGACUUAGACUUGAAGCUUCAGGAGGCAGAUAAUUGCUUAAGCUCACAAAUGCUGAGCACAGAUGGUGAGGAUUUCAUUGCACAGUAUGACAAAAUAAUUAAGGAACUGGAUCCAAACAAUGCAAGCAUGGAGGAGCAAAAGGUAGACACUCCUGACCCCGUGUCUCCUGCAGAAGAGGAGGAGGACUUUGAGAAUUUCUCAGCAGAUACCCCUUCUGCAGAGAGCGCAUCAUCUCCCUUUGGACCUAAGGAGGAUGCAUCUCCCAAGCGUGCUAUGAGGAGUCAGAGUGCUCCAUUCACAGGACCAUUUAUCAGCGUGGUGUUGUCCAAGCUGGAGAACAUGCUGGAGAACUCCUUGCAUGUGAAUUUGCUGCUUAUUGGGAUUAUUACUCAGCUAGCAAGUUACCCCCAGCCUCUUCUUCGCUCCUUUCUGCUCAACACCAACAUGGUGUUUCAGCCCAGCGUACGGUCACUUUAUCAGGUGCUGGCAUCUGUGAAAAAUAAAAUUGAACAUUUCGCUUCUAUGGAAAAAGACUUCCCACAUCUUCUCCUGGAGGCCCAACAGUACUUAGUUUUUCGUGUGGACAUGUCUGAUGCCGCUGAAGAACUGCUAACCAAAGGUAACGUCCUGCAUGGCAGCAGCGUGGGGAGAGGAAGGAGCCUCUCAGAAGCCCCCCCAGCCAUGCUCCAGCCUUUCCUGGGACACAAGGGAAAGAGGAGCCUGGCUCACCCCAGCCUUCCCGUGCACGUGAGGAAUGCUGUGCUCGCAGCUGCCCUUUUCCCAGAGUUCCUGAAGGAGCUGGCAGCUCUUGCACAGGAACACUCCAUUUUAUAUUACAAAGUACCGGGGGACUUUGAGGAUUAUUAUUAGUGGGUUUUUCUAAAGUAGGUUGGUUUUAUUUUUUUGAAGAAAAAAAAACUGUCAGAGUUUGAACUGAUUAUUUUUUACUAGUGGAAAGCUGCUUACGAAAGAAAGUUCUACUUCACUAUUUCCUGAAAAUACUUGAUUUGAGAGGGAAGGAAGAGGCAGGAUGCUAUUCCACAUUAGUUUAUAUUGGGCCUUACAACUUUCCUCUGUGCUACAUGACUUAUUUGAGAGAUUUCUUACAUUGCUGUUAGAGCAGCUCCCUGAGCUCACCUCCUUGUUACACAGGUGCCCCUCUUUACUGCCACUGUCUCCUGUUGAAUUUUCAGGCACUUAAAUAAGGUGGACUAAGAGGGGGCAAAUUUUCCAGCUUUUUUUACUUCAGAAAUACUCCUCUCAAAAGCCUGUUGUUAGAGCACAGUUGGUCUGGAAAAGCACUGCCGCAAGGAGAAAGUUUGGGGAAAAGAAACGCGUGCAAAACGUGCACAAAACCCUUUUCUGUGAAGGGCUGUGCUUCUCCGUGGCUUUGUCCUCCUCCCUGCUCCCCUUCCCUGGGACGGGGUUCAUGCCAGCACACCACUGAGAAGCCCUCCUUAGCCAGUAGCUCAGGUUUGUGAAUUCAAGUGAUCUUAUGUGUGUUAAACCCAUGACUAGCUGCAAGCAGGUGCUGGGCUCUACACAUACCGCAUUGCCUUAUGUUGCAGACAGAUCUGCGGCUAUCAGCUGUUGGUCUUUGAAGUCAGAUGAACUGUGUAAGUGGAUGUGGACUGCAGACUGCCUGGAAUUUUCCUUGCAGUUUCUCAGCGUUCUUUAAUAUCUACUGCGCUGCUACCUAAACUCUCAAGCAUGCCUUAUUUAGUAAGAUUUGCACAAAGUACAAAACAAAGUGUGUCUAUGCAAAUGGUAAUUAAUUUGUUCUUUGUUUUUAUGCUUAUUUUAAUAAGCUAAGGAACGGCAUUCAGUUUCUUUCAGUAGUAUUAAAAGGACAGCAGGCUGUUUUUGUCAAUCAUUUCUUCCCCCCAUAUUUUAAUGGAAAACGUUUGCACUCUCCUGAAAGCUGUUCUCUCUUAUUGCUCUUUUGUGGGGGGGUUAUGGGGAAAAGUUGAAUACUGUUUGUUUACUUUUCAUUUAGGGGUUGACUUUUCCUAGUAUUGCACUUUUGGGAUGGUGAGGGGAGGAGCGGGCUAUUCACCAGCUGCAGAAAAGGAAGCAGCAAUAGGGAGAGCUGUCUGCUAGUGACUAACUGCUUGAGAAAAUUCUCGUCUGUGAGUAAUGGGCUUCAUUAGAAGAACCCAAGCAUGAUGAAUUGGCGCAUCACUACUGCAUUUCGUCUUAUCUUAGUAGCAUAAUUGUGCUUCCAGGGUGCUGUGGUUGGCUCCAUAAAGAGGAGUUUCAUUCAAGAAAGCCUUACAUCCACUUCUUCCAGGAAAUAAACUUAACAGCCACUCCAGGAAAUUUAAAGAAAUGGAAAUAAAAAAUAACAUUUGUGUGAAUAAA